CUCAUCUACAAAGCUAGUUACGACGGCAAGAUAAAAGACUGGUCGCCCGACAUCAAGCUGCAAGGUCCGCUAGGACUUGGCGGUCUUCGACACAGCUUUUGCGUCAAGAUGAACAAGGCGGUGGGCCGCGAGUGGCCUGCCGGAGAAUACUGCAUCUACCAGAUCGGAGAGGCGUGUCCUGUCGGCUUCCGAAGCGGCUCCAUGCAGAUGAUCGACAGACGAGUAGACAAUCGCAACGACGUCGGCGGUCACGUCCCGACGGGAAAAUACGACGAGAACACGCAGUUUCGCUUCUGCUGCCGCAGCGACGGCAUCGUGCACGUGGCCAUUGAGCUGCCGACGGCUCGGCCGUUCUAUCUGUUUCGUCACGGCAAGGAAUGUCAGAUCGUGCGCGACAUGAUCUCUAUCAAGCACUUCGUGCGCAUCGCCGAAGACAAGCUGAAUAGGACGGACGAGUACCUGCGAGCGCUUCUCAAGGAGCCGCAUCCAUCCGUCGAUCUGAAAACGUUCGAAGGCGACCUUUUGAUACACUACUGCUACUACGAGAUCCACCAGAAGUUGCUGGGCUUUCGCGUGUUAGUGGAUGGAAACGGACUCGUCGAUCAGCGGUCGCCGGAUUACUACGACAACGGAUUGCCGUAUUUCAAAGAGGGGAAGUUCACGCAGAGCUACACCUGUUUUGAGUACCAUGUGACGCAGCCGCUCUUCCAGACUCUGAGACGUAAUUGCACGCAGCCGCUUAUUGGACAGUUUGUCACUAUUUAUAUCUAUGGUAGAGACGACCUGCUAAAACUCUGCGACGUCAAAGUGUAUGGAAAACAAUUAUGUGGGCAGCCACUGGGUAUGGCUGCCGAAGAGAUCUACGACUCUCAGUUGCAAGCAUCUUCUAAUUCGACGCCGGACCGGUAUUACAUCAAUGCACGCCUGAAUCGCAACUACGCUUGGUGCGCCGAGGCCAACGAUAGCAAGCGAUAUCUACAGGUUGAUCUACUGAACGCCACCACUAUCACGGGCAUCAUCAUGCAAGGCAUGCCACUGGCUUCAAAAAACAUUCUUGUCACAAAGUUCAUGAUGGGCUUCAGCAAUGACAGCCUCAGAUGGAUAUACGAAGAACAGCCUGUAGGACAGAAAAAGGUGUAUGAGUGCAGUGCGUGUAUGGUUGUGGACAAGAAAGAGGAUGGUGACAUCAUCCUCAACGAUGUUCCCUAUCGCUACAAUAUGCUGCAGCCAAUCGUCAGUCGUUACGUCAUUAUAAAGAUUCUCGACUUUGAAGAGCGGCCGUGCAUGCGUGUCGAACUUCUAGGUUGUCGAGCAGAUGAACGUUGCCAGGUUCAUCUAAAUACGGAAGGCUCAAUAAAAUCACCCAGCUACCCUCUGUAUUAUGGACAGCAGAAAAAUUGCACUUGGAUCAUCACGCCUCCCACGGGGAAAAACGUAGAAGCGGAAAUCGUAACAUUUGACAUAGCUACACCGGAACCUGUGCAGAAGGGCGGACUCUGCCAGGAUCUUCUAUCUGUGUACUACGGCUCUUCCUCGCUUCCGAUGGCGCAACUAGUCAGAUCGGGAAACGGAAUCAGUUUUCCGAAGAAAUUUGUAUCCACUGGAGUAUUAACAGUUCAGCUAGAGUCCUGCUUCAGAUACAGCAUCAGCAGAUUUCAAGGCUUCUAUCUCAACUAUACCUUUACGGACUGCCCUGGCUGUGGUAUGGGAUUUCAAUCGUGUGGAAACGGUUUGAGAUGUACCUUUGACUGUGGAGUCAUUGCCUCAAUCAAUUAUCCUCUACCUUACGACAACAACUAUCGUUGUCGCUGGCAUAUCGACGUCAGCGAGAGUCGCUAUGUGCGGCUAGAAAUCAAGGAGUUUGACGUCGUUGGAGAAGACGGCUGCUUGACGGACUACGUGGAACUGUACGACGGCAGGACCGUCAAUCGGGAUGCUUUGAUUGGCCGCUUCUGCAACCAUAACAAGCCUCCAAAUGUUGUCAUGUCCAGCUGGAAUUCUCUCACGAUCGAGUUUUCGACCAGCUCCGAGGAUGUCGCCAGAGGCUUCCUAUUUCGAUACACAUCGGAGGAAUACAAAUGCGAGGCGCCGCCUUCGAAGCUAAGUUCAAACUAUUAG
Molecule: messenger RNA, 2118 nt
Organism: Priapulus caudatus
Lineage: Eukaryota; Metazoa; Priapulida; Priapulimorpha; Priapulimorphida; Priapulidae
Exons: 8
Coding region: 109-2118 (669 amino acids)
Source: RefSeq, a predicted model, not a curated record